AUGGAGUCUAGAGUCACAUACAUUAGGUCAAAUCAUGGAACAAAAUUUGACUAUGCCAAAUUUGAUGAGUUCUGCUAUGAAAAUGACAUCACCCACAACUUCUCAGCUCCUAGAACUCCUCAGCAAAAUGGAGUAGUGGAAAGGAAGAACAAAACUCUGGAAGAGAUGGUAAGGACAAUGCUAAUCGAUAGUGGAAUUGCAAAGAACUUUUGGGCUGAAGCCGUCAACAUUGCUUGCUACUUGGUGAACAGGUUUCAAUCAAAUCCCAAGGAAUCUAAUUUUAAGGAAGCUAAAAGAAUUCUGAGAUAUCUUGAAGGAACACAGGACCUGGUCCUUUUUUAUCCCUCAGGUGCCAGUUUUAAUCUCAUUGGAUAUGCUGAUACAGACUUUGCAGGUUAUCUUGUGGACAGGAAAAUCACUUCUAGAAUGGCUCACUUCCUAGCUCAUGUCUCAUCUCUUGGGUCACAAGGAAGCAAAACUCAGUGGCUCUUUCAACAGCUGAAGUAG
Messenger RNA from Nicotiana tabacum (common tobacco), 507 nucleotides. The record is from RefSeq and is a predicted model, not a curated record. NCBI's taxonomy places the organism in Eukaryota, Viridiplantae, Streptophyta, Magnoliopsida, Solanales, Solanaceae.